Chlorella variabilis is the source of this 576-nucleotide messenger RNA. RefSeq lists its product as hypothetical. NCBI's taxonomy places the organism in Eukaryota, Viridiplantae, Chlorophyta, Trebouxiophyceae, Chlorellales, Chlorellaceae. The transcript has 2 exons. The record is from RefSeq and is a predicted model, not a curated record. The coding region runs from base 1 to 576 and encodes 191 amino acids.
AUGCCAAAUGCACACAUCCAGCCUGCGCGCCGGCUGGGAUGGUGGCACGGCUGGGAUGGCGGCACGGCAGCGCCUUGUCAGCAGCGGCGGCGGCGGCGCCUUGCAGCCACCGGCCAGGGCCCGGCGACUCAGGGCCCAGCCACCGGCCGGGUGUACCGAGCCACAUGCCCCCUGGAGGGCUGGGAGGCCCUGGCCGAGUCCCUGGGCCCGCUGUACCCGCCGCAGCUGCAGCUGCACCACUACGUUGUGCUGGAGGCAGCACAGCAAGCCGCCGGCACCAUGCCUGACGCUCCUUUGAUUGCUGCCUACGACUUCUUACCGGCUGACCCCACCAGCCCCAUCACUGCCGCCCUGCUCCUUUCCGGCGGCAGCGUGCCAGGCAUCGCCCGGAGCCGGCAGCUGCGCGGCGUGCCGCGGCAGCGGUGCCAGCUUGUGGGAUGCACCACGCUGAGCGACCCGCACGCUGCAGCUGCCGCCUUCCAGCGGCGCUAUGCCCGUGGCCUGCAGCUGCUGCGAGACGACUGCACCCACCACGCCGACCGGCUGAUCGACCACCUGCUGCGAUCCUCGCAGUGA